AUGAAGUUCCUAGGUCUCGUAUCAGCUGCUCUUGCACUCGCAGGCACGGCCCUCGCUGAAGAGAAGCUCCAAAUCGGUGUGACGCGUGCUGUGGCAGAGAGCGACUGCCCUCGCAAGACCAGGUCUGGCGAUAAAGUGUCGAUGCACUACCGCGGUACGCUCAAGGAUGGCGGCAAGCAAUUUGACGCUUCCUACGAUCGCAACCAAGAGUUCAAAUUCACUUUGGGGGCUGGACAAGUCAUCAAGGGCUGGGACCAGGGAUUGCUUGACAUGUGUAUCGGCGAGGCUCGUAAGCUCACUAUUCCUGCUGAGCUUGGCUAUGGAUCUCAGGGUGCUGGCGGCGUCAUCCCUCCCAACGCCGUUUUGGUGUUUGAAGUAGAACUCAUGGGUGAGUUGAACGAUGCUCUCUGCUGGACAAAGCUAACAUCGCAGGUAUUGAGGGCUACACGCCCCCUGCUACGCCUGAUGCCGGCGGCAAGGUGGAAUUGUAGAUGGCAGUGUCUCAGGUAG
Protomyces lactucae-debilis is the source of this 510-nucleotide messenger RNA. RefSeq lists its product as uncharacterized. The record is from RefSeq and is a predicted model, not a curated record. Lineage: Eukaryota; Fungi; Ascomycota; Taphrinomycetes; Taphrinales; Protomycetaceae. The coding region runs from base 1 to 510 and encodes 169 amino acids. The transcript is spliced from 2 exons. Gene Ontology annotation, molecular function: peptidyl-prolyl cis-trans isomerase activity. Gene Ontology annotation, biological process: protein peptidyl-prolyl isomerization.